GAAACUUGGGGCGGGUGCUCAGCCAUGGGCAACUGGCGUCUUCCCAUGUUGGGGAAGCUGGGGUCCAUUCUGUUUUUUCCAGUCAACAGCUUUAUGGAUCAAGCUAAAUUUGCAAGAAGUUAACGAGUGAAGUUCAGCUUUCUGGCAGCCCUUCAUUCCCUUCAUCCCCGGCCUACCAGUUCCUGUACGUGUGAAUAAAUUAAUGUUAUAGUAGUGCUCAUGAGAGUUUUGCACAUCCACAUCAGUCAUAUUGUAGAACAUGUUCUUAUGUUUUUGGCCUUCAAUUUUUAACCCACAGUCAUUGUGUUUAGGGACUCAAAACCUCACUAUCUCUACUAAAAUAUUUGAAAUCCUGCAUGUAUCUUGAAAGGAGAAACUAGAUCUGACAAGUUGUCAGAUGAUUUCAAGAAGUUACCCCUGCUUUGCUUUGCAUGUUAUUAAACCUUAAGAUAAACAUUUAUAGGCUUCUAUGUAUUUUGUAAGCACAUUGAGGUCUGAGUGCCAAAUAGCAUCUUCCACAGACAUAGAUGCCAUUCUAUGCCCCCACUUCUUUCAGUCUCAAGAACUGUUGCAGAUUGGAUAUGCCAGUAAUUGCUGGGUUUAUUGACGAGCGAGUGAAGGAAGGGUACAUUGGCCUGCGGUUUCUCAUGUAUUUUACUAAUCAGAUAUUGAUUGUGAUUUGUGAGGCAGGGUUUCUGAGCAAACCAAAAAAGUCAAACACAAAUGCAUUACACAUUAGCACUUGUGUAACCAACUGGCCCGAGCAUGUCAACACAGAUCCAGGAGCACUCCGUGGACUGCUCCAACGCCGCGCGCGGCGUUUGGCUGGUGAAGGUGCCCAAGUACAUCUCGGAGCGGUGGCAGGCGGCACCCGGAAAUAUCGAGGUUGGUCGGCUCAAAAUUGUUAAGGCGUCUGGCCAAAAGCCGAGCGUGUCCUUUUCGCUGAGCGAGGCUGUCAUGGCCAUGGAGCGUGAGCCAAUCCCAAAGGAACACCGCUUCGCCAUCAGCAACGUGGGUGGGCAGACGCUGGGUGUGUUCUCGCUGACGACACCCAGCGACAGCGACGCCGUGGUGCCCGAGCAGGAGACGCUGGCAAUCGAGGGCAAGGUCAUCCAGCGCGCUGAGUGCCGUCCGCUCGGUGACGCCAACUACAUGCGGUUGAAGCGCAACAAGAUACUGCGCACCUCGAACCCGGGCCGUCGGCUUAAGACCAUCACGGACGUGGUGCACAUCAAGCCGGUGUCUGACCACCGGCACAACAUCGAGUACGACAAGCGGAAGAAGGAGCAGGGGAAAAAGAUGCGCGAUGAUAAGGACAAGGUCCUCAGCAUGCUGUUUGCCGCCUUCGAGAGGCACCAGUUCUACAACAUCAAGGACCUGGUGCGCGUCACCCUGCAGCCAGUCACAUACCUGAAGGAGAUUCUCAACGAGGUCUGCAACUACAACAUGAAGAACCCGCAUCGCAACAUGUAUGAGCUGAAGCCUGAGUACCGCCACUACUCGGAUGAGAAGGGCAAUGAAGAAGACGACUAGAAUGGAAGAACCUCCUUAAAGGAGGUGGACUUGACAAAGGACAGAAAAUUGUCCUUUUUGUGUUUCUGCUAACAGGCUGCUGGCAAUCAACCUUCUUACGUUGGCUUGAAGCGUGGUUAAGUCGUUCUCUUGUGCUCAUAUUGCUUUAACGCAUCUAAUGCUCAUCACAUCUCAUUCACGCAGUGCGUGUUCUUUAGUGUCGCCAUUGGCGAAGAUGGUAAAGGUUGACCUACCCACCAUGAAGUUUAGUACAAAUUUACCCAGCGUGUCGUAGUCUUGUGUUAGAGCGUUUUUGUCGUCACCUUUGUUGUCUGUGUGGAUGGACACCCCAGUACAUGCCCCAUCUUCACCUCACGGAUCGGCGCGUGCGUCACAUUUUACUACGUUAUGAACUUGUUGCUCGUACACCUGCUGAUCUCUUCGGAUGUACAAAUACACUAACAGUGGCGUUU
Messenger RNA from Pollicipes pollicipes, 1985 nucleotides. RefSeq names its product general transcription factor IIF subunit 2. Gene Ontology annotation, biological process: transcription initiation at RNA polymerase II promoter; transcription by RNA polymerase II. Lineage: Eukaryota; Metazoa; Arthropoda; Thecostraca; Pollicipedomorpha; Pollicipedidae. The record is from RefSeq and is a predicted model, not a curated record. Gene Ontology annotation, cellular component: transcription factor TFIIF complex. The transcript is spliced from 2 exons. Bases 766 to 1533 code for a protein of 255 amino acids.